AUGUCUUCUGCAAUGAUGUUGCCUUUUGCCAUCCCAGCAACACACGAAAACUUUGAUGGUCCCUUUCAAGAAAAUCGAUCAUUCAGCUUACAAAUAAACGACGGAAAAUGUGACACAGAAAUCCGAAGUAGCGUCUCUCUAUAUACCAUUUUCUUUCAUUUUGUCUUUCUUCUGUAUCUUUUUCUUUCAUUUUCUCUUCAAUUAUUGCUUCUUUCCUUUUUUUUUCUUCCUUUUCGUUUUUUCUACUUUUUCUCUUCUUUUCCCCUUCUAUUUCACUUCCUUUUAGUCUUCCUGCUUCACUUUUUCUUUUCCAUUCUGUCCCCUUUUUUCUUUUAUUCCUCUGUAUCUUUUCCAUCUUUCUUCUUCUCUUUAACUUCCUCCAGCAAAAAUAGCUUUGAACAAAAAACUCUAAAUUUUUUUCAAAUUAUUCCUUUUCCUUACCCUGCCAAUACCUCCCUCACUCUCUCUCUCUCUCUCUCUCUCUCUCUCUCUCUCUCUCUCUCUCUCUCUCUCUCUCUCUUUCUUUCUUUCUCUUUCUCUCUCUCUCCCUCUCUCUCUCUCCCUCUCCCUAUCUCUCUCCCUCUCUCUCUCUCUCUCUCCCUCCCUCUCUCUCCCUCUCCCUCACUCUCCCUCUCUCUCUCUCUCUCUCCCUCUCUCUCUCCCUCUCUCUCUCCCUCUCUCUCUCUCUCUUUCUCUCUCUUUCUCUCUCCCAAUUCCUUCAACGAAUGCAUUUUUUCUUUCUUUCUCUUUCUUUCUGUCGCCUUCUUUUUCUCUCUCUUUUUCUUUGACACAUACACACUGAGUUCUUUCUUUCUUUCUUCAUCUUUUCAUAACUCUCUCACUAUAUCUCGCACACACACAUACUACAUGUUUCCUUCUUUUUUUUCUUUCUUACUUCUUUUUAUUCCAUUCUCUCUCUCUCUAUCUAUCUAUCUAUCUAUCUAUCUCUCUCUCUCUCUCUCUGUGAUUCUUUUUUCUGGCGCAAACAGUGUAUCUUUCUUCAAAUUUUAUCAUUCUCUCUCUCUCUCUCUCUCUCUCUCUCUCACUCCUCACUCCUCACACACACACACACACACACACACACACACAGUACUUUUUUUCUUUCAUUCUUCAUUUUUUCAUAACUCUCACUCUCUCUUGCUCUCAAACGGGCACAUACUGCAUUUUUCUUUCUUUUUUUCUUUCACACACACACACACAUAUAGUGCAUCUUUUUCUCUCUUUCAAAAUAUCGCUGCCCAUAUGCCAGAAGUUAUUCUGUCGACUUAUCUCGUAAACAUUCCUGCUCCGGUGCCUUCACUUAAAAGACAGACGGCGUCUGGAUGA
Acanthosepion pharaonis is the source of this 1326-nucleotide messenger RNA. NCBI's taxonomy places the organism in Eukaryota, Metazoa, Mollusca, Cephalopoda, Sepiida, Sepiidae. The record is from the annotation of a GenBank genome assembly.